Macadamia integrifolia is the source of this 1927-nucleotide messenger RNA. RefSeq names its product protein DEFECTIVE IN EXINE FORMATION 1. Lineage: Eukaryota; Viridiplantae; Streptophyta; Magnoliopsida; Proteales; Proteaceae. The record is from RefSeq and is a predicted model, not a curated record. Bases 1 to 1482 code for a protein of 493 amino acids. Gene Ontology annotation, molecular function: protein binding. The transcript has 7 exons.
AUGAGUGAUUGGAUCCCACUAAUUGCAAAUUGCAUGUAUUGUGCAAACAGUAUGUACAAUCCAUGCUUGCUGCUUAUUCUAAAGUUGCUUGAUGUUGAUGGCAGUAGAUGUGUAUGCAACACUGCAAAGUUGUAUGACAGGUACUAUGACAACCCGGAGCAUUUAAAGGAAUUGGGUGGUAUAGAUAUUGGAAAAUAUGUGGCCAGUUCUAUUGUGGUUUUCAAUCUUGAUACAAAGCAAGUUAAGUGGACAACACCAUUGGAUCUUAGUAUUGAGGCUGGUGACUUCCGUGCGCUCAUAUUGUCUUCUCCCACUGUGGUCGAUUUGGAUGGGGAUGGGAAUUUGGACAUUCUUGUUGGAACUUCCUUUGGCUUGUUUUAUGUUCUGGAUCAUCAUGGUAAGGUAAGAGAAAAGUUUCCUCUUCAGAUGGCUGAAAUUCAGGGAUCUGUAGUCGCUGCAGAUAUCAAUGAUGAUGGAAAGAUUGAACUGGUGACAACUGAUACACAUGGAAAUGUUGCUGCGUGGACGACACAGGGGGAAGAAAUUUGGGAAGUGCAUCUGAAGUCUCUCAUUCCACAGGGCCCAACAAUCGGUGAUGUUGAUGGGGAUGGUCGCACAGAUGUUGUGGUUCCAACAAUAUCGGGGAAUAUUUAUGUUCUGAGUGGCAAGGAUGGUUCUCUUGUCCGUCCUUACCCUUAUCGUACUCAUGGAAGAGUAAUGAGUCAAGUUCUUCUGGUUGAUCUAAGUAAACAGGGGGAGAAACAGAAGGGGCUCACUAUGAUUACAACAUCAUUUGAUGGCUAUCUGUACCUAAUUGAUGGACCCACAUCAUGUGCAGAUGUUGUCGAUAUUGGCGAGACUUCAUAUAGUAUGGUCUUGGCGGAAAAUGUUGAUGGCGGAGAUGAUCUUGAUCUCAUUGUUACUACCAUGAAUGGAAACGUCUUCUGCUUUUCUACUCCUGUUCCACAUCACCCCCUCAAGGCAUGGAGAUCACCUUACCAGGGAAGGAACAACUUCGCAAACCGAUACAACCGUGAAGGGAUCUAUGUUUUGCCUCCGUCAAGAGCUUUCCGUGAUGAGGAAGGUAAGAACUUCUGGAUGGAGAUUGAGAUUGUUGACAGAUACAGAUUUCCAUCAGGGUCUCAAGCACCUUAUAACGUCACUACUACUUUAUUUGUUCCGGGGAACUAUCAAGGAGACAGGCGGAUAACAAGUAAUCAGGUCUUCGAUCGCCCAGGAAAAUAUCGAAUAAAGCUUCCUGCAGUAGCUGUACGGACUACAGGGACUGUUUUGGUGGAGAUGGUUGACAAGAAUAAACUCUAUUUCUCAGAUGAAUUCUCCCUCACCUUCCAUAUGCAUUACUACAAACUACUGAAAUGGCUUCUGGUUCUUCCAAUGCUUGGGAUGUUUGGCGUGCUGGUCAUCCUUCGUCCACAGGAAGCGAUGCCAUUGCCUUCAUUCUCUCGGAAUACUGACUUGUGAUGAUUCACCUUCAUCUGACACUCAGUCGGGGGUUCUGAGUCCUUGGGCUCUAAAGAUGUCACCCUGGUGAAAUGCCUGGACCAUGCGCUCUGGACUUUCCAAAUCCACCAGUACAGAUCUCCUGGCAGAGUUGAACGGAUUCAAAUUCAUCUGCAUCUAAUACUGGAAGGGUGUUAAUCUGAUAUUGUCUAGGAAUUGCUAAGGUGGAAAGUAGGAAAAAAUUAUAUGAUUUGAUCCCAGAAUUAUUUGCUUCCAUUGCGCGUACUUCCCUACGACCCACCCCCUCGCUUACUGCGAAAUAUUUGCAAAUUGAGAGUAUGGCUAUAUUUAUUUCGGGAAUUUUCUGGCCUUGGUUUUCUUGAUAAGGAAGAUCCAAUGGGACAGGUUUCUGUAUCACCUCAUUCUAAUUCGAGAUUGGAAUAUAAGAUAUCAUAAGCUCCUGACA